Solea solea (common sole) is the source of this 1434-nucleotide messenger RNA. It is a transcript of the gene aplnr2, whose product is annotated as apelin receptor 2. Lineage: Eukaryota; Metazoa; Chordata; Actinopteri; Pleuronectiformes; Soleidae. The record is from RefSeq and is a predicted model, not a curated record. Bases 1 to 1434 code for a protein of 477 amino acids. Gene Ontology annotation, molecular function: G protein-coupled receptor activity. Gene Ontology annotation, biological process: immune response; G protein-coupled receptor signaling pathway. The transcript has a single exon. Gene Ontology annotation, cellular component: membrane.
AUGGACGGACUGCCAGAUAAUGAAUUCCUCAUCUCCCCCUCUCCUUCUCCUCCUCCCCUUGACUACUGUGACUACACUGACUGGUCUCCCUCCUUCUCCAUCAUCCCUUCCAUUUACCUACUGGCCUUCCUGGUUGGUUGCCUGGGCAACGGCCUGGUGCUCUGGGUCUACCUGGAUCGAGGCGAGGGGAGGAGAACAAGCGUCGUAGGCAAAGACCAAACUGGAGUUGAAACAUACUGUUGCGCCAGACUUUUCAGGAUGAGGGAACAAAACAUCGACAGACGCCGAGUUCAGAAUGAGACCUUUUCCCCGAAAAACAAGAUAAAAAGCUACAGACCCUCAUCUCACUCCUCCACCUCCUCCUCCUAUCCUCCCACCAUCCCUCGUUCCACCCGUUCACUAACAGACUCUCUUAUAGCCAGCUUAGCAUUAGCUGACCUUUGUUUUCUUGUGACCCUUCCUCUGUGGGCUGUCUACACAGCCUUGGGCUACCACUGGCCUUUCGGGCAACCCCUCUGCCAAAUCAGCAGCUUCCUUACUGCCCUCAACAUGUAUGCCAGCGUGUUCAGCCUAAGCAUGCUCAGUGUGGAGCGUUACUGGGUUUUGACUGGACGCCGACACUCCAGCCUCCAUGCCCCACAGAGCUGCCCCAGCAGGGCUUUGUUAAUUAUUGGCGGAGUGUGGAUUCUGGCGGGGGUGCUGGCACUUCCUGGUUUGCUGCUACGCUCUGUCCAGGAGUUGGAACUAGACUCUGAUUCUGAGGAUGAUUGGCCGGGAGAGCAGGCUGACCCUGGAGCUGUCCUUCUCUCCUGCCAGAUGGAUUACUCCAUGCUGAUAGGCGCAGAGCUUGAUGAGGCAGAAAAAGAGAGGGCAGAGAUGUGGUGGGCAGCCAUCCUAAGUCUUAAAUCCACCCUGAUUGGCUUUGUGCUUCCUCUUGUUAUCUUACUGGUCUGUUACUGUUCACUCGCUCAGCUCCUCAGCAGACAUUUUGGACAAGGCCCUCGUCCUGACCGCAGACGCCAGCGCAGACUUCUCAGGGUCAUUGUUUCUUUAGUGAUGGCUUUCUUCUUGUGCUGGCUCCCUCUGCAUGUUAAUAAAACGGUGUCCAUGCUUCUGGAGUUUGGUUUUGUGCCAUACUCCUGUUCUUUAGAUCAGAUUUUAUUGACUGCUCAACCGUAUGUCACCUGUUUAGCUUACCUUAACUCCUGCCUCAACCCACUUCUCUAUGCUGCCUGUGAUCCAUCUUUUCGGAAGAGAUGCAGAGGAGCUCUUCUCAUGUUGUGCCGGAUAAGCAGAAGAGGAGGGGAGGGAAAGAUAGAUGGAGGAGAGGAAGAGAAAGAGGAAAGGAGCUCAGCAUUUCCCACGAGAACACAGGAGGAAACAGCAGACAGGGCAGAGGAGGAGACAGCAAACGUCACAUUGGGCAAAGGGUGA